Leptosia nina is the source of this 795-nucleotide messenger RNA. The record is from the annotation of a GenBank genome assembly. Lineage: Eukaryota; Metazoa; Arthropoda; Insecta; Lepidoptera; Pieridae.
AUGCAAUCAUCGUCGGAGUAUAACGAAGAAGAGUGUCCCUGGUAUUACUAUGACAGUUCAUACAAAACUCUUCUCGGGGCAUGUCUGAUUAGUUUAGAUGCAUGCCAGCUUUACGCUUUCCUCAAUCACUUCUUCGGCGUUUUUCAGAUGACUGCUUUAUUUACUCUUGUACUAGAGCGAUAUUUACUAGCAAGAUACACAAGGAGAGAAAGAACAUUGGUCUAUCGAUAUUAUUGGUCGUUAGGAGCAGUGGCUUGGGUGAACGCUUUAGUAUUCGCUAUACCCCCAUUAUUAGGAUACGGAAUAUACUCUUGUGAUGCAACCGAUACCAUAUGUACGUAUUUGUGGCCUUCGAGUAGAGCAAGUGCAAAGCAUCUGGGUUAUGCUGUGCCGUACACUGUUCUUUGUGGUAUUAUGCCAAUCAUCGGUAUAUUCUACUAUAUGGGCAAAGCGAAUAGACUGGAAAGUAUUUAUUACAGAAAUGAGAGAUUGCGAGAAGAAAAACAUUUGACAAAGUGCGUCCACGCUUUAUCUGUAUUAACUUUAGCACUAUGGACCCCAGCGGCAGUAUUAGCUGGCUGUCAAUGGUUUCCACUUUUGCUUUAUGGGUAUCGACCACACGUUCCACAAGUUUUAGCACUCAUUGCUCCCAUCACAUCUGAGGCAGCAACUUGUGUUCCUGUCCUAAGCUAUUUAUCAGGUGACAAUAGAAUAAGAGCUGCUCUACUUGGAAGAAUGAAGAGGAAUUACGCACUGCUACCCCAACAAUAUGCGAUACGAUAUCGACGAGAUUAA